Messenger RNA from Histoplasma capsulatum G186AR, 912 nucleotides. RefSeq lists its product as uncharacterized. The transcript is spliced from 2 exons. Bases 1 to 912 code for a protein of 303 amino acids. The record is from RefSeq and is a predicted model, not a curated record. NCBI's taxonomy places the organism in Eukaryota, Fungi, Ascomycota, Eurotiomycetes, Onygenales, Ajellomycetaceae.
AUGGUCCUUCUUGCCUUAUUCCUUCUUUUAGCAGACAGCUUGGUCAACGCAUCUUGCGAGUGCGGAUUUUAUAUGAACGACACGAAAGACUACUUCACACAUGUUAUAUACAACAACUUCAGCGCAUUAGCACCGUCAAAGAAACUCAGUACGAAUCCAGCUUUUACAAAUGACUGGGCGGUUCAGGACUGGGGUAUUCCUCCGAAAGGCUGGGUAAAGCCUUUGGGGAUCGAUAACGCGGAAGACAAUGUCUUCUUGCGUAACGGCAAUCUCGUACUGCGACAACAGGGGUAUUCAAAAGCGCAAGCUUUGAAGAAAAGUAAAGUGAGCGUGGCUUCCAUUGCUAGCCAGAGGGGCGACAUUAUCCAUGGAAGUUUUCGGGUCGAGCUUAAAAUGGAAAAUGCAAACGGUGGAAGUUGUGGCGCAUUCUUUUGGUAUCACGUCAUUGCCAAUGCCACGACAGUGAUUCCAUUUCGUGGCGACAAUCUGCUGAACUUGUUCCAACGGCAUCGGUUUGAUUGGACCAAGGAGGAGUUGAGAUUCUACCAGAACUCAACACUAGUGCAUGCAAAUGCUUUUCAGAUCCCAGAUGCUCCUGGCCACGCAUACUUGAACGUUUGGGCAGAUGGAGGGGCGUGGAGUGGUGCACCAAGUACGACCGAUGUAUUUUUGACCAUCAAGUUGAUCGCGAUUUACCAUAAUACAUCCGCGAGUGAUCAAGGGCUGGACAAAGUAUUCAACGAGCGGUGCAAGAAGGCGGGAGGCCCAUCGAAUGUAACGAUAUGCCUUGAUACGAGUGUUGAAAGCGGCGUGGUAGACCCCUCAUCGUCAGGAUCAGCGGUGGUCCCGUUGCAGCUUUGGAUUCUUUCGUUGUUAUGCGUAGCCUUUGCCAUUGUUGUCUCAGCAGUGUGA